Eruca vesicaria subsp. sativa (arugula) is the source of this 1214-nucleotide messenger RNA. The record is from the annotation of a GenBank genome assembly. Lineage: Eukaryota; Viridiplantae; Streptophyta; Magnoliopsida; Brassicales; Brassicaceae.
UCGUUGCGUUAAGGGUAAAAAAGAAGCUUUUAAAUGAUUUCUCGAUAGAAGAAGUCACACACACACACAGCUCUUCUUAGAUAGGCCCAAAACCACCGACGUGUGCGUGCAGUAGAAAGAAAGUAGAUUUGAGGGCUUUGUGUGUGUUCCAGAUUCACUCACUCUCUCUUCUGAUCUCCGCCGCCUCAAAACCUCAUCCUUCUCCGUUUAUUCUCUAGAUAAGUUGGUGAAGUAGUAGCUGAGGCAGGAGGAAGGUGAUGAUGAUGAUGACUUCACUCGGUGGUGGUGGUGGUGGAGGAGGAGGAGGUGAUGUUGGACCUAUUGGUGGUGGAGGUGGAGGAGGAGGAGGAGGAGGGAGAUUUAUGCCGUAUCCGCCGCCUCUUUCUAUGCCUCCGUCGGCUCCUCAGUCACCUAACUUCUCUGGUGGUCUCCGAUCACAACCUUCUUUCCUCGUUGAGCAGGAGAAGUAUCUUUCUGAGUUACUUGCAGAGCGUCAGAAACUUACUCCCUUCUUACCUGUGCUUCCACAUGUCUGCCGUCUGAUGAACCAAGAAAUUUUGCGUGUAACCACGCUGUUGGAGAAUGCCAUAAGUCAGAGUAGGUUUGAUCACCCUAGCCCUCUGUCUUCUGGAGGGAUAUUUCAGAACUCAAGAGCUGACAUGAACGGAUGGCCCUCACAGUUUCCAUCAGAAAGAUCUGUUUCAUCAUCUCCUGCACCAAAUUGGCUAAACUCUCCAGGUAGCUCGUCUGGUCUCAUCGUAAAAAGAACAAUCAGGGUGGAUAUUCCAGUAGACCAAUACCCAAACUAUAAUUUUGUUGGUCGCCUCUUGGGUCCUAGAGGAAACUCUCUCAAACGAGUUGAAGCUAGUACUGAUUGCCGUGUUCUUAUAAGGGGGAGAGGCAGCAUUAAGGAUCCGGUUAAGGAGGAAAUGAUGAGAGGGAAGCCUGGUUAUGAGCACCUGAAUGAACAACUCCACAUCUUAAUCGAGGCAGAGUUACCCAUUGAGUUAGUGGAUGCACGUCUUAUGCAAGCUCGUGAAAUCCUAGACGAUCUACUUACUCCUGUGGAGGAAACUCAUGACUUUUACAAGAAACAACAGCUCAGGGAACUGGCCCUUCUCAACGGUAGUCUUAGAGAAGAAGGAUCUCCAAUGUCUGGUUCUGUCUCUCCUUACAAUAGCCUCGGCAUGAAGAGAGCCAAGACAAGGGACUAA